GAUGUGUUUGUGCGGCAGUGAAAUCAAACACCUGCGCGAUCAAACAUCAGCAGCGCGAUGAGCACCGGCACCUCGAAACCACUGGCAUCCUCCGGGCAGAAAUCUCUGCAGGACAUCUGCCACCCGCUGUCCGCGGAGGAGUCCGCGCUGAGCCUCCACACCAGCAGUACCGGAGAGAAGGACCUGAGCCUGCCCAAUGGGACUCCAGUAGAUACAUCAAGCCCUGCCUCCUCCUCUUCUCUACUAAACCGACUGCAGCUGGAUGAUGAUUUGGACGGAGAAACACGUGACCUGUUUGUGACUGUAGACGACCCCAAGAAGCACGUGUCUACUAUGGAGACAUACAUCACCUACAGAGUCUGCUCAAAGACCACCAGAACAGAGUUUGACCUGCCUGAGUUCUCUGUAAGACGACGCUACCAAGACUUUGACUGGCUGAGAAACAAAUUAGAGGAGAGUCAACCCACCCAUCUUAUACCACCUUUGCCUGAGAAGUUUGUAAUGAAGGGAGUGGUGGACCGGUUUUCAGAGGAGUUUGUGGAGACCAGGAGAAAGGCACUUGAUAAGUUUCUCAAACGUGUAGCAGACCAUCCAGUCCUUUCUUUCAAUGAACACUUCAAUGCCUUUCUCUCUGCAAAGGACUUGAAUAAGCGUUUGGGUCUGGCUCUGCUCACUAAAAUGGGGGAAUCGGUGAAGUAUGUGACAGGAGGUUAUAAACUGAGGGGAAGGCCGAUAGAGUUUGCAGCCAUGGCUGACUAUCUGGAUGUGUUCACACAGAAACUGGGCACCAUAGACAGGAUAGCACAGAGGAUCAUCAAAGAGCAAUCAGAGUACCUGGUGGAGUUGAGGGAAUACGGGCCUGUGUACUCUUCAUGGGCGUCUUUUGAGGAAGAUCUUCAUGAUUCUCUGGAGGGUGUGGCGGGAUGUGUGUCAAACUGCUCUAGCGCUCUGGAGGAGCUCACGGAGGACAUGAGUGAAGACUUCCUGCCUGUGCUCAGAGAAUAUGUCCUCUAUAUCGAAUCCAUGAAGAAUGUACUUAAGAAGAGAGACCAAGUCCAGGCAGAAUACGUAACCAAACUGGAGGCAGUGGUGUUCAGAGAGGACAAAAAGACACCGGUGCCCACUGAUGUGGAGAGGUGUCAGGACCGUGUGGAGUGCUUCAAUGCCGACCUGAAGGCCGACUGGGACCGCUGGCAGAACAACAAACAUCAGGACUUCAGACAGCUGCUCACAGGCAUGGCUGACAAAAACAUCCAGUACUAUGAGAAGUGCCUUGCAGCAUGGGAGUCCCUUAUUCCAUUGUUACAAGACAAACAGGAAGCAAAAGGCGAAACAAACUGAGCACGUAUUUCACCCACUCUGUCACUGGUAUGGCUGAGAGGUCAUGACCCUGUGAGCGGCCUUUGGCCCAUACAACACAAUCAAAGAUUUCACAGUUAAGCCAGGGAAGGAAGGGAAAUUACCACAUGGACAAGCUACAAGAUUGACAUUUUGUAAAGCCUCUAUUUGUGAAAACCCAUCCAACCAACCCCUCUCUCUUUCUCUGACAGUUUGUGGAAGGAGAAUCUGUAAUUGCCUCUUCUUAUCUCAAGCUAGAACUGCAGAACCACAGAUCUGGGAACAUUUAAACGCUUGUGGUGUGGAGGGGAAUACGAGAGGAGAAGUUUUGAUGACGUCAACCAAUUUGUAGUUUUAGUGAAAUGUUUGCCAAUAAUGCUUGUCUUUUGAAGCUAUCCGCAAGGGAACAAAAACUAUAGUUUUUUUUCUUUGUUUUUUGUUGAGCCCAUGAAGAGUCUGCCAACAUUCCUCUUGCCAAAGAUGUGGAACGGAAGUUCGAUAUCUCAUUAAAAAAAUAAUAAAACUGCACUUUUUCCCCCCAAAGAAACUUUGGACAUUGGCACCACAAAACACUUGCUUCAUUAAGUCUGAAUAAGUUGUUGAGUUGAAAUGAAGGAUGUUUUCCUAGCCAUACUUGAUCUCAUUAAAUAUUUAUGAUAAAAUGUGUCGUAAUGAUUUGUACUUGUCAUUAUACUGAGCCAAUUUAUCGAAUUAUUUUUUUAUUUUUUUAGUUGAGUAGUCAUGUCAGGUUUGCAGUGUCAACAGACAUAACACACAAAACUCUGGGAUGUUAAUGUGGAGUGGUUUGUCUCCAAUGGUAUAAAUACACCAAUUUCGAAAAAGCUUUUCAUAAAAGCAUAGUUAUAAAGGUUUGGUUCAAAUGUUACUCCAGAAGGUGAGCUCCAAAAUAUCUGUUGACAUCGACAUUACUAUCACUUGCACAUUGCGUAUAAAUACCAUUAAUACAGCGUUAAUAUUUUUGUCUAAUUCUGAUUCUGUCAUCGGUUACUCACCCUUAUGUUGUUUCAAAUAUGUUUGACUUUCUUACGUGGAACACUAAAGGCAAAAUUUCUGCCACAACAGUCCCAAAGACAGACUUUCUAAACAACAUUGUUGAUGCCAAGCAUCUAUAGAAGCAAUUCUGAAUGUUCUUCUUAAUACUUUGCUUUUAGAUGUUAUAAUUAUUAAUCAUAUAAACAACAGUGACUGCAGUAAAGCUCAAUAUGCUCUUUUUAUUAGGUAUUUGCCUGUUUCUGAGGUAGUUUACUUAAAGACAAAACACAGCAGCAGGGAUCUUCAUGGAAGGACCUCUGAACACAGUUCGUGUUUAAAUGAUCAAAUUACCUUUAUUUUGACAUUUCAGUUCGUUUCUAGUCAUAUCAAAUGUUGACAGUUUUUGGUUUAUUGAAGACAAAGCAAUUAAAUCAGAACUGGCCCUCUGGUGUUUUGUCUUUGUAUCAACAGUAACUGCAGCAUAUGAACUGGAACGUAAUAUUUGUUGCCACCUGCUGUAGGAGCAGUUAGUGCAGCAGCAUUUCUGACAUCAGUUGUCUUCUUUUCCUUUAUCCCUUCACAAAACAGAAACAAAUCCUCCCAAUUUAUUUUUGAAGCAUAUAGUCUGUUUCUGUUUAGCUUUGCUGAGCUCUAAUUCAUGUAAUUCAUUUUAGCGAAGACGCUAGGCAUAAAGAUUCACCUGUCAAACCCAUUAAAGGAAUAGUCCAGGUUCAAUACAUGUUAAGUUCAAUUGACAGCAUUAGUGGCAUAAUAUUAAUGACCACAAAAAUUAAUUUAGACUUGCCCCUGUUUUCUUAAAAUAAAAGCAAAAAUCUGGGUUACAGUGAGGCACUUGUGAGGGCGAGCCAAUUUUUUUAUGUUAAAAUUCUCACUUUUUCAAAAGUAUAGCCACAAGACAAAAACAAUAUGUGUGUAAACAUGAUUUUAGUGUGAUAAAAUCACUUACUAAUCUUUUCUGUGCAAAGUUAUAACCAAUUUUACAACUUCAUGACAUUACAUCUUCAUGGCAAACAAAUCCUGUAUACUGUAAAAAAGAUGAUUUAUACAACUUUACAGCUCAAAUAAUACCUACAUUUUAACAGUGCUUAUUUAUAUAAUUAUAAGCUUCACCUUUCUGCCACAUUUCUGCCAUUUCACAUUAAACCCUCCCAAAAUUGGCACCAUUCACUUCCAUUGUAAGUGCCUCUCUGUAACCUCAAUUAAGCUUAACUUGUAUUGAACCCGGAAUAUUCCUUUAAGCCUUUUACUGUAUGUGUCUGUACGUUUUCAUUUGUUUUGAUCUGAUGAUCUAUUUAUGUUACAAAGGCAGCUAUAUGACUUUGUGUUGCUUUGAUGCAUGUUGUUCUUUAUGAAGAUGUAAAAUAUUGUUUAUACUGGCAAUGAUUAAAAUAAGUUUACACAGGGACAGGUAAAUGUGAAAUUACUGUAGUGUAAUUAUAUGAAUUGUCAAAAGGAACAGCUGAAAUAACUGGUCCAUUUGUGUCAUUCUUACUGUUUACAUUCUUCAAGAUUGUGUUAAACACCAUUUCUUGCUGAGAUAUUAUAUUUAAUAAUUGUAGCAUGAGUGUGUCAUGUUUACUUACUGUACAGAUCAGUCCAUGGGGGUAUAGAGACAUAUAAUUAAACUCUUCCAGUAAAUUAAGAAAAUAAACCAUUUUAAAGCAAGUACAGCAGUGUUUGUUUAUUUAGUGGUUAUUCCCUUUGGAUUUGUAUUAAUCAAAUAUAACUUGUUCUCAAGCUCUUUUAGCAUAAACUGUUUAUUGAUAAAAUGUAAAAAUGGGUCUCCAAAAAGAGGAAUAGCUUGUAUAGUGUCGUUGUUUGAUGCUGCUACUUUUACCUCAACUGAUUUUAA
Molecule: messenger RNA, 4204 nt
Organism: Xyrauchen texanus (razorback sucker)
Lineage: Eukaryota; Metazoa; Chordata; Actinopteri; Cypriniformes; Catostomidae
Product: sorting nexin-30
Exons: 9
Coding region: 58-1341 (427 amino acids)
Molecular function (GO): phosphatidylinositol binding
Source: RefSeq, a predicted model, not a curated record